UGUCUCCCCCCUUGGCUAAUGCAGGUGUUCGGGUUUCUUUUGCAGGCUGACGGAGCCAGUGCGGCUGGACGGAAAAGCACGGCGAGCAGGGAGCGCUUGAAGCGCAGCCAGAAGAGCGCCAAGGUGGAGGGGCCGGAGCCCGUGCCGGCCGAGGCCUCGCUGAGCGCCGAGCAGGGAACGAUGACGGAGGUGAAGGUGAAGACAGAGGUGCCCGACGACUACAUCCAGGAGGUGAUCUGGCAGGGCGAGGCCAAGGAGGAGAGCAAGGCGGUCAGCAAGGAUGGGACUGGCGACGUGCCCGCCGAGAUCUGCGUGGUGAUCGGCGGCGUCCGCAACCAGCAGACCCUCGGGUCCUAUGAGUGUGGAAUCUGUGGCAAGAAGUACAAGUAUUACAACUGUUUCCAGACCCACGUACGCGCACACCGAGACACUGAAGCCACCUCAGGGGAGGGAGCCUCCCAAGGCAACAAUUUCAGGUACACGUGCGACAUCUGCGGCAAGAAGUACAAGUACUACAGCUGCUUCCAAGAGCACCGAGACCUGCACGCGGUGGAUGUGUUUAGUGUGGAAGGGGCCCCCGAGAAUCGGGCAGACCCCUUCGACCAAGGCGUCGUGGCCGCUGAAGAGGUGAAGGAGGAACCCCCGGAACCAUUCCAGAAAAUCGGGCCAAUGAACAAUAUUACAUCAGAAAUUUUUAAGAAGAAAGAAGUUAGGCAGACCCAAAAGAGAGAAACCGGCAAUUACACCUGUGAAUUCUGCGGAAAGCAGUACAAGUACUACACACCCUACCAGGAGCAUGUGGCCUUACACGCCCCCAUCAGUACCGCCCCCGGGUGGGAGCCGCCGGACGAUCCAGACACGGGCUCUGAGUGUUCACAUCCAGAGGUGUCCCCGUCUCCACGCUUCGUGGCUGCGAAGACCCAGACGAACCAGUCGGGGAAAAAAGCUUCGGCCUCCGUGGUCCGGUGCUCCGCCCUCUUACACCGCACCCCUCCAGCCACCCAAACCCAGACGUUCCGCACCCCAAAUUCAGGAUCUCCAGCCAACAAGGCAACCUCAGAAAGCGCUUUCAGUCGGAGAGUAGAAAGCAAAGCACAAAACCACUUUGAAGAGACGAACAGCAGUUCCCAAAACUCCAGCGAAACUGCAAGUCCCCUGAUUUCCAAUACUUUCCCUCUCCUACAGAAACCCUACACCUGUGGCGCCUGUGGGAUCCAGUUCCAGUUCUACAACAACCUGCUGGAGCACAUGCAGUCCCACGCGGCCGACAACGAGAACAACAUCACCUCUAACCAGUCCCGGUCGCCACCCGCUGUUGUGGAAGAGAAGUGGAAACCCCCGGCCCAGAGGAACAGCGCCAACAACACCACGGCCAGCGGUUUAACAUCCAACAGCAUCAUCCCCGAGAAGGAGCGGCAGAACAUCGCAGAGCGGCUGCUGCGGGUCAUGUGCGCUGACCUGGGAGCGCUGAGCGUGGUGAGUGGAAAGGAGUUCCUGAAACUGGCCCAGACGCUGGUGGACAGUGGCGCCCGCUACGGGGCCUUCUCCGUCACCGAGAUCCUGGGCAACUUCAACACGCUGGCACUGAAGCACCUGCCGCGCAUGUAUAACCAGGUGAAGGUGAAGGUGACGUGUGCCUUGGGCAGCAACGCCUGCCUGGGCAUCGGCGUCACCUGUCACUCGCAGAGCGUGGGCCCCGACUCCUGCUACAUCCUCACUGCCUACCAGGCCGAGGGCAACCACAUCAAGAGCUAUGUGCUGGGUGUGAAGGGAGCGGACAUCCGUGACAGCGGCGACCUGGUGCACCACUGGGUGCAGAACGUGCUGUCAGAGUUCGUGAUGUCGGAGAUCAGGACAGUGUACGUGACGGACUGCCGGGUGAGCGCGUCCGCCUUCUCCAAGGCCGGCAUGUGCCUCCGCUGCUCAGCCUGUGCCUUGAACUCGGUGGUGCAGAGCGUGCUGAGCAAGCGGACGCUGCAGGCCCGCAGCAUGCACGAGGUCAUCGAGCUGCUCAACGUGUGCGAGGACCUGGCGGGCUCCACCGGCCUCGCCAAGGAGACCUUCGGGUCGCUGGAGGAGACCUCGCCGCCGCCCUGCUGGAACUCGGUCACGGACUCGCUGCUGCUGGUGCACGAGCGCUACGAGCAGAUCUGCGAGUUCUACAGCCGGGCCAAGAAGAUGAACCUCAUCCAGAGCCUCAACAAGCACCUGCUUAGCAACCUGGCGGCCAUCCUGACGCCGGUGAAGCAGGCGGUCAUCGAGCUGAGCAACGAGAGCCAGCCCACCCUGCAGCUGGUGCUGCCCACCUACGUCCGGCUGGAGAAGCUGUUCACGUCCAAGGCCAACGACGCGGGCACGGUCAGCAAGCUGUGCCACCUCUUCCUGGAAGCCCUCAAGGAGAACUUCAAGGUGCACCCGGCGCAUAAGGUGGCCAUGAUCCUGGACCCACAGCAGAAGCUGCGGCCGGUCCCGCCGUAUCAGCACGAGGAGAUCAUCGGCAAGGUGUGUGAGCUCAUCAACGAGGUCAAGGAGUCCUGGACGGAGGAGGCCGACUUCGAGCCCGCCGCCAAGAAGCCGCGCUCCGCCGCCGGCGAGAACCCCGCCGCUCAGGAAGACGAUCGGCUGGGCAAGAACGAGGUGUACGAUUACCUGCAGGAGCCCCUCUUCCAGGCCACCCCCGAUCUCUUCCAGUACUGGUCGUGCGUGACCCAGAAGCACACGAAACUCGCCAAGCUGGCCUUCUGGCUCCUCGCGGUCCCGGCCGUGGGGGCCAGGAGUGGGUGUGUCAGUAUGUGUGAGCAGGCGCUUCUCAUCAAAAGGAGGCGACUGCUCAGCCCCGAAGAUAUGAACAAACUCAUGUUUCUGAAGUCCAACAUGCUUUAAGACUCUUACUUCCGAACAAAAGAAAAGCGAGAGAGAACGGUAGGGAAAUGAAUUUACACAACACUGUCGCAAACAAAGGAAAGGAGUUUAAGUUCUAAACACUGUGGACCUCAUUCUAAACGCCCCCUGGAAACUUAAGUGCUUUUUCCAGUGUGUGUGUGCAUGUGUGUCCCAGCACGCGGACCGUGGGUGCGGGCGCGAGGCUCUUUUGCUCAUCUGCGUGGCCGCCGUAGCUUCGCGCACGCGUGCACACACAUACUACCCUGGUGCAUGUCCACGCCUGCUCGUGGGCGCGUGUGCAUUAAACUGGGGGUGUCGGGAAAGCCGAGGGUGUGGGAAAGAGGGAAAACGCUCACCUCGUUUCCUCGGCAAGGGGCUUCGAAGACUUGGUUUUCAGGUGCGCAGGUUGGUAGGACGCCGAUGUUGCAAAGUGUUCAGGCAGCUGAGAUCUGAAGUGACUUGACGCGCUCUGUCCUCAGCCCAUGGUCCCCCUUUUCCCUUCAUGCACCCUCCCCCCAGCCCUCCUCACCCUAAUGCACCCUCCCCGGCUGCCCUGCGAUGGAUUCUCCAAACUGCAUCAGAUGGACAGUUUCUGCACUGGACUUUGUUCUUGUUCACCUUCAGGGCAUUGAGCAGCUGCCUUCGAGACACCGGCGGGUGUCACGGGGCAGCCGCCUUAGAAACACACCUAUCUAUCUCCCCAGAUCAGGAAAGGAGACUUUAAGAAUAGAAAGCUGACUUUUGGCUUUUUAAUAUAAGAAGAAGAAGAAAAAAGACAUAUUUCAGAGAAGUAUAGAUACUAUCUCCACUCCUUAAUUCUCUUCCUAACAUUUUAGCUGUUUUUACCUUUUGGUUUUGUUUUUUUCAGAUUUGAUUUAGACUCUGCUAGGAGGCACUGAAUGUCUAUAACUUAUGUUUUGAAGGUUGUUUUUUUUUUAAAUUGCCAUUUUUGUUCCUCAAGUCACACUGUAAACUAGCUCAUCUCAGUGGUAUAUUCGCCCUCCUACGGUUUCCAUUAGCCUCCCCUGUACAGUCCCGUGUCUGUGUAUUCGAACAGCCAGGACCACGCACUAGUCUGUGCUGUGUGGAGACCAGGAGUGGGGUUGGAGUCACAGGUUCCACGGGAGCGGGGUUUGGUGGGAGCCAUAGGGAUGCCUGUGGUUGAGGAUUUCUCCUGAAUGUAAGUGAAGGCCCACCCUCCUGGCUCGCUGCGUCCGGUCCUGCGAAUGUCCGACUGAUAUACCCAGAGUGCAUUACACCACUCGCCACAUCACUGACACUCUCAGCUCAGCAGGGACUCCUGAGCUGAUCCACGUUCACGUCCGUUACACCUCAGACCCACUGCCUCCCCACCCCUCCCCAGGACCCCAGGGGUUCUGGUGGGUCUGUUGCCCACAGCCCUGGGGUCGCCACACUCGAGCCUCAGCCCUCCUUCCAGUAAAUAGUUACGCGCGGUGCCUUGCGGGCCAAACGAUUGAUGUAUGGAGGGUGGAAUGGCAGAGGCCACACUGAACUUGAUGCUGUGAAAGAUGUCCGUAGGCUUUUCUCUCCACGAGCAGUUCCGUUUGUACACACUCAGUCCAAACACCGAGGGUGGCCCCCCUCCCCCACCCCUUUAAGAGGUGGUUCCGUCAGGAUCAGUGAUCAGCCCUGGCCCACCUCUCUGUGAAUAAAGUGCUGGUGGUCUCCUGUCCUCCGGUGCCCAUGGCUGUGGCAUGGAGAUGGCGACACCAAGGGCUUCAGGCUGAGGUCGGCCACGUGGCUUCCACAACGGCACAUUCUACCGUCUUGGGGGCUAGGGCGACUCCACCCCUUCCUCCUAAGAAAGCAUUACUCAACUGCCAGAUACCUCGACUACAGAAAGCACUGUACCCUGCCCUCUCCUGGCCCAUGGCAGAUGGGCAAGCGACGCUGGUAUGGAAACACUGUCCCCUGGGGCCUCGCCUGCUCACUUUGCCUCAUGAGAACCACCCCUCCGAGACUUGGAUGUACUGCAAUGUAUGAGAGUGGGCGUGGGCACGUUCUCUCCAGCAAGCCAUGGCCUCAGCCCCCGCCCUGCCACUUCCUCACCCAGAGAAGGGCUAGGUGUUUCCCCGCAACGUCUCCAGCUGGGCUCACGCCAUCAGAAGAGCCUCCGUUCGCACUGGCCAGUCACCUGAUGUCACUUCCUAGAGUGUCUCGGCGGACUUCGGGCCUCCGGGCCUGGCAGAAGGUGGCCGCAGGGGUGCGGAGGAGUGACAGGUACCUCCAGCUCCAGGUUCCUCCCACCCUGCUCUGCUCUGCUGCCGGGGAAGGGGCCACACCAGGAGGGUCAGAGCUGCUCCCUUGGUGUGGUCGGUGGAAACGGUCUUGGGCCCAUCCUCCCUCUACGUGGAGCAGAGCUGUGUGCUGGUGUUGCCCCGUUUUGCGGCCAGUUCGUGAGGAAGUACACAUUUCAUUUUCUUGUAAAGCCAUCAGAGACCAAGUCCAGAUGUGCAUUUAGAGUCUUUGGACGACGGGAUGUCAGCCCUCCAGAAUGAAAUUUGAGUCUCACUAAAUUCUAGGUACCGAGUCACGUGUCGUCAUCCGGUCUUCCGUUCCACCUGAGUUUAGUCCUCAGGACAGGCGCUGAAGCUGUCUCCUGGGGCUGCCUUGACCACCUGUGGUGAUGAGGUGGCCGGUAGCCGUCUCUCUCUCGCAACCUCUGGAUCCCCAGAAACUGGUGUCUCCCCCUCAGCCUGCUUCCUCACGCAGGCAGUUCCCAUAGUGCAGAUCCUGCUGCCACCAACCGCUUAACAACCCAAAGAUCUCACAGGUCCAGCCACUGGCCCCCGAUUUAUAGCAAUAUCCACCUUGUUCAGAUUCUAGCUCAGCCAAAGGACGGAGGUGGGCUCUUCCACUGAAUCUCCAGGCACCGGACCUGGCCUUGACCUACGGAAGGGUCUUGUCUCCUGCUUCCUGCUCCUCUGACAGCUGUGGGACUUCCCAGCACAGGCCCGCGGCAGCUGGCAGACCAGGGACCGUUCCUGUCAUGUUCUGGGCAGCUCCAGGUGUUCGCCUGCUGACUUGGACACAACUUGUCUCAAGCCACGUGAUUCCCAGGACAGAGCGGGUCUUUGCUUUGGCGUACACGGACCCAAGAGGAGACUGCGGGGUUGGCCCCUCCCCUGAGGUCAGCUGGCUUCCCCACCCAAGCCCAAAGGACCGUGCUUCUUGGGUGGUCCUCAGAUUUGGAGUAGCCAGGGGGUCUCGACUCCACCAGGAGCAGCGGUGCCAUCCCAGUCAUCGAGAGUGGAUGCUCCUGUCCCAGCAAUGUCCUGCCUUCCCUGCGCCUCGGUCAGCCGAGUGGUAGUUAGAAACCAGGAAACACCAGGGAGGGGCCCCCUGCUGCGUCUGAUUACAGCCCCCCUGGCAACCUCAUGCUUGGCCUUCAGAGUGGCUGUUGGCUGGGCAAGGCCUGAUGGCACACUGAGGAGUGUGGGUCUCUGGGAUUCUAGGAAGGACUGUUUGUCUACACCAGGUCCAUAGGCUGCCAGGAGUUCUCUCCUUCGGUUUGCUCCUGUCCUUCGCUUUCAAGAAACACCGGAGGCAAACUGCAGGGCAGGUUUUCCACUGUGACGCCGAGCUUCUGUCUUUGGGAGUCCCCCGUGCUUGCGGGAGACUGGCUGCCUGCCUCCUCCUGGACUUGGGCCGGGCUCCUUGGAGAGUGCGUGGGCCCCUGGAGGGAUGUCAAGGAUACAGCGCAUGCUCUCUGGGCUCCACGGGGUCACAAGGAAGGUUAGAAAUGAGGCUGGGAUGCGGAUGGAGAAGGAGGGCCCGUGAGAAAUGGCCCGGAGGGGACAGCACCUGGAGAUUGUCAUCGUGAGGGACACGCUUGCAGAGAUGGAAGAGGAAGAGGAGCACGUGGGUGGGCUCCUGCCCCCUGGAGCUGGACUGAGUUCAUGGCUACGCCCUGGCCUUGGGGAUGUACCUGAAGGAGAGCUCCUAGACAGGCUGCUGCUUUAGACAGAACCAAGAGGCUAAGGAAGUCUCAGGCUGUCCCCGGAGACAGGAGGUGGGGACUCCUGUCUUGGCCCUGCCUGCCCUGGCCCAGCCCCCGGUAUCCACCUGGGCCGGUGGGAGUCUUGGGAUGGGGCUGCCCCCUCUUCACUGUGGCUAAUGUUUGCUAGGCCAGUUAUGGUGAACCAAUGAUGCAGUGUUUUCCCUCUCCUCUCCCUCCUGGCUCCCCCCUCAGGAUUUUCUGGCGGAUUUGAUUGUUUCUCUUGGGCUCCCAUUUGGGUUUGAGGAUCGUAGCCAGUAGGGGCCUGCCUUUCCCCGAGGGGCCCUGUGCUGUCCUUGUGAAAAGGCGCCUGCUCCCGCGUGGAUGAGGGUGAAGAUCCUGUUGGUCUAUUCAUGCCCCCACCGCCACCACCACGGUGUCGCUUCAGAGACUCGGCUCCUGUUCCGAGGAGGAUCUGCUGGGUUUGCAGUUGGGCGUCAGCAUUGGACCCAUGAGGGUCCCACCCAUCCACUGGGCACCUUGACUCUUCAAACCAAAGUUCCUUACAGGGGCACAGCCCAGCCUCGACUGCAACCUCAGGGGCCUGGGAUCCCUGUGGCGCUUCCUGAAGUCCAGGUUGGCAGAGACCUGGGGGUCUGAGACCAGCUGGAAGGAGGGGCUCCUCCCACAACCCAGGGGGACCCCCUCCCGCCCAGCCAGGGCAGCUGGGUUCCCAAGCAGUGAGCCAGCUCGUGGACUGGCCUGGGGCUGGGACUCACCACCCAAGAGACAGAGGGACCUGCGGGGCUGAAGGCUCAGACCCACCGGGCAAUGUGUCCAGGGCCAUUCAGAUCCCAACCAUCAGGAAAUCAUUUUGUACAACUACCCGAGGCAGAGAUAUUUUUUAAAAAAGGAUAAAUUAUUUUCCGUUCUCUUCUGAUCCUCCCUUUGUCUUUCCCCCACAACUUCCCGUCGGUGAUUCUUUCACAUCAGGUAAAGCUUGAGAAAGCCUUGGUGCCCCUCCCUCCCAGGCUCCACUCCGUAGCCACGUGCGCGCACCCCCAUCCUUUCUCAGUAGUGAAGACGUUCUAGGCAAUACCAUAGGCACAUCUGACUGUGUCUCUCUCUUCGAGUGCAAGAAACUCAAGUCAUCUUAAAAAAAAAUACAAAAAAAAAUUUACAAAAAAAAACAAACACAAAAAAAUAUCUUUUUUAGGCCAGAGUUUUCUACAGGUAUUAAUGAAUAUUUUUCUUAAUCCUUAUAAGUUUUAUGUGUUUAAUAUUUCUUAAUACCGGUAGCAUUAAUUUAUACUUUUGUAGCAACACAAUAUUUUUAUAACAGCCAGUGCUUGGCUCAAGUCUCCACGAGGGGUUUAUACAGGGCCAUCUUGGGACCCUGUGUACCAUGUACUGUAUUUAAAAAAAAAAAAAGUUACCUAGUGUCACCCUUGCUGUGUUAAUUAACAAAAGACGUUGUUUGCGGUCUCCUGUGUCGGUGUGGAUCCAACAGCCUGUGGGUCCGACAGCUCUGCAAGGGGUCGCAUUGCAUGGGGGUUGCGUUGACGGUUCUUGUGAGAUGUGUGAGCCCCCGAGACCAAACUUGUGGGUGUAUUUAAGGGUUUUCUGUUUGUCCUUUGGGUUUUUCCGUUUCACUUUGUUUGGGUCCCUGGUACCGUUUUCUCCAUUUACAGCCAAAUGAAUUUCGUGAUGUUUCAAACUUUUACUGAUGUCAAAUGGAGGAAAGGGACAGAAAAAGGAAAGAUUUUUACGAAGAAAUAAAAUUUAAAACUGAGCUGUUUAAAUGUUGCUGUUUUUAACUGUCUGUUCUUGUCCAAAAGUGGGACAUUCCCAGGGAGAAGAGGAAGGUUCCACUUGGUUCCUUAAAUCGCCAAAAGCCCCCGCCCAGAAUUCAGAACCCCUCGACCCCAUGAAUUCUUGCAACAUUAUUUCCUGGUUGGUUGAUGCCAAGGCAAAAGACAUCCUUUUAAUGGUUAGAGAGGAUCAGUUGCUUAAAUGAUUUCAUGUCGGUGUUGUAUUUAUGGUUUUACAAUAAAACGACCUUUAGGAAGA
This is a messenger RNA of Myotis davidii, 8911 nucleotides long. RefSeq names its product zinc finger protein 618 (gene ZNF618). The record is from RefSeq and is a predicted model, not a curated record. The transcript is spliced from 15 exons. Bases 19 to 2883 code for a protein of 954 amino acids. NCBI's taxonomy places the organism in Eukaryota, Metazoa, Chordata, Mammalia, Chiroptera, Vespertilionidae.